Pantherophis guttatus is the source of this 3119-nucleotide messenger RNA. RefSeq names its product diacylglycerol O-acyltransferase 1 (gene DGAT1). The record is from RefSeq and is a predicted model, not a curated record. Gene Ontology annotation, biological process: triglyceride biosynthetic process. NCBI's taxonomy places the organism in Eukaryota, Metazoa, Chordata, Lepidosauria, Squamata, Colubridae. Gene Ontology annotation, molecular function: diacylglycerol O-acyltransferase activity. Gene Ontology annotation, cellular component: endoplasmic reticulum membrane.
AUGGUAGAAAUAGAAACUCCCUUCCGAGGGCAGAGGUUCCACUUCUCAGACAGGCUGCCAAAGGCUUCCAUGCAAGAACUUGCUCUGGUUGCAAAAGUGACCACAAAUGCCAAGCGGGAAGCGGCCGAGAAGGAAAGGAGCCCUUUGCCUCCCUUCCCCUUUGACCCCCUUCUCAGUGGGGUCCAGGGAAGGCCCUCAAACCCCGCUCUCCGGCCUCCCUUUCGACUCCAGAUAAGGGCAGGCUGGUCCCAAAACAACCUCCGGCAGCAGACAAACAAACCUCUUUGCAGACCCGCUGUGGCCUUUGGAGAGCAGCCAGAUGUUCCCAAGAUGGGGAGACUGUUGGGGAAAACUAGCCUCUUCUUUGACCAUGCCGGCUUGGUGGCCGGAGGGACGCAAGAGGCUUCUUUUGGAGACUCGGGAGAUGAAGCAGGAGCUGAGGAGGGGGUUGGCAAGGCUGAGACGCGCACCUCCCCCUCGCUUGCCAUUGGCGGGCGCGCCGAGCGGGCGCGUUUAAAAGGAACUACAUUUCCCGGCGGGCGCGCGAGAGGGUCCUGCGUGCGGGCGGAGAGAGAGAGAGAGAGCGCGAGGGGGCUGGGCGCGGCUGCGCGUGCGGUGGGCGGAGCUACGGCGUCCCCGAGGCGAAGCGGCUGGGCGCUGGCGGCGGCGGCGGCGGCUUCCGAGGGGGCGGGGCCCGGCGGGCGGCGAGCAACGGACGGCGAGGAGGCGGAAGGCGCCGCGGGGCCCGCGCUCCCUCCGGCCGCCCCGACAGCCAUGGGCGAGCGCGGCAACGGCGCCCAGCAGCCGAAGAGGCGGACGGGGACCGGCGGCGGGGGCUCUCGGCAGCCCCGCGGCGGAGCAGGAGAGGCGAGCCCGGCGCAGCGCGGCGCGGGGGACGGCGCGGAUCCCUUCUCCGACGCCCACUUCAGGUGUCACAAGCUGCAGGAUUCCCUGCUCAGCUCCGCCAGCGGCUUCAGCAACUACCGGGGCAUCUUGAACUGGUGCGUGGUCAUGCUGGUCCUCAGCAACGCCCGCCUCUUCCUGGAGAACCUCAUCAAGUAUGGCAUUCUGGUGGACCCCAUCCAGGUCAUCUCCUUGUUUCUGAAGGAUCCCUACAGCUGGCCAGCUCCAUGCCUUAUUAUUGCGGCCAACGGUUUCGCCCUGGUGGCCCUCCACGUAGAGAAGAAGCUUGCAGCGGGCUCCUUGUCAGAGCGUAGCGGGACCAUCCUGCACACAUUCAACCUCCUGAUGGUGUUGUGCUUCCCUGCCCUGGUGGUGCUGGCAGUCACCUCCAUUACUCCAGUUGGGGCCAUCUUUGCCCUCUCGGUCCACACCAUCUUCUUCCUCAAGCUCUUCUCCUUCAGGGACCUCAACAAGUGGUGCCGGGAGAAGAGGUCUGCGAAAGCCGCCCGAGGACACACAGCUUCGGGGCCACAGAAGGCCAACGGGAGCGCCAUUCCACAAGAGGUGGCCUACCCAGACAACCUGACUUACAGAGACCUCUACUACUUCCUGCUGGCCCCGACUCUGUGCUACGAGCUGAACUUCCCUCGUUCCCCACGGAUCCGGAAGCGCUUCCUUCUGCGGAGGCUCUUUGAGAUGCUCUUCUUUCUGCAGCUGCUGGUGGGGCUGAUUCAGCAGUGGAUGGUGCCCACAAUCCAGAACUCCAUGAAGCCCUUCCGGGACAUGGACUACUCCAGGAUGAUCGAGCGUCUCCUGAAGCUAGCUGUCCCCAAUCACUUGAUCUGGCUCAUCUUCUUCUACUGGUUCUUCCACUCCAGCCUGAACUUCAUAGCCGAGAUCUUGCAGUUUGGCGACCGAGAGUUUUACCGGGAUUGGUGGAACGCGGAGUCGGUGACGUAUUUCUGGCAGAACUGGAACAUCCCAGUCCACAAGUGGUGCCUCAGGCAUUUCUACAAGCCCAUGAUAAAGAGGGGAGCUGGGAAGUGGACGGGUCAGGUGGCCGUCUUCCUCGCUUCUGCUUUCUUCCAUGAGUACCUGGUGAGCGUCCCCUUGAAGAUGUUCCGGCUGUGGGCGUUCAUGGGCAUGAUGGCUCAGAUCCCCUUGGCCUGGUUCGUGAGCCGCUUCCUCUGGGGCAACUACGGGAACGCGGCGGUGUGGAUAUCCUUGAUCAUCGGUCAGCCUAUCGCCGUCCUCAUGUACGUCCAUGACUACUACGUGCUGAAUUACGAAGGAAGCCAGUGACUGACUCUGCCGGCCGAGGCUCACGUUUUCCGUCCUGCCUCUCCCUCCUGAGGAUCAGCCGGGGGUGGGGUGGGGGCUGGCAGUGGGCAGCCUCCCCCCUCUGGCCUUUUCUGCUGCCUCCCGGGAGGCCCGGCUCCAUUGAGGGCACCAGCCCAGGCAACGACGUCAAUUCUCCUCCGGAGUGGGCCGGGCGGGGGGCAGCCUCACGUGUGUUAUCUCGUCUCGUGUGUGUGUGUGUGUGUGCGCGUGCAUGUGUGUGUGUGUGUGAUGGUUGCCUAUCCGGUACUCUUGAGUCCGAAUAUACUGGAUCAAUGCAAUAACCUUCCUGGUGCCCCAGUUUUUAGCGGGUCCUCUGGCAGGAUUUGAUCCCUUGAGCCGUUGCCAUCCAUCCGUGCAAUAGAAACGAGGACUGAUGCCAACCGUGCCUGGCAGGGCAGAGGGAAGCCAGGACAUCAAACGGGUGGGCAAAGGGGGCUGCCUCCCUGGCACUUUAAAAGGACUCAGGUUUAUUUGGGGGCCUCACCAGUCCCAUCAGCGGAUGAGAGCAGCCCCGUUCCCUCCCUCCCCUCCGGGGUUCCCAGCCUCCUUCGGUCUGCCGUCUUUCACGGGCCUGGGGCUCCAGGGCUCACCUGGCUCCUGCCUUCCCUAGAACCGGGGGGGGGGCGAAGGCUCAUCUUUGCUCCUGCAGGGCUGCCCCCAGUUCUCUGCACUCCUGGCUCUCCGUCCUGACGCAGCUGGGGCUGAGCUCUGCACGUGUCCCUGGGACUCUGUCCGGGAGGGUGGCAGGAGCCAUGUCUGAUUCCUGGGGUGGGGUACUCCGUGGCUCGACCGUGUUUUUGUCAACCCAGCGACUUUUUAGAGUUUGCAGAAUGUAUCUGCCCGGUACAAAGUGAUUAAAGCAUAUUUUCAAAAGG